AUGGCUGCAAUCAUCUUUCUGUUUCUCACAUUCUCGGCCGUUUGUGCGUUGUACACAGGGAUCGGAUGGGCGAGAUACUACUACCAUCGUCGGUCUUCCAAGGCCAGUGCCUGCCCUCAAGAUGAAAAGACCACCCAGUCUCCCCCGACCUUCAAGAUCCAACCCUUAACCCCCUUCGACUGGCAAACCACCGAACCAGAGAAACACAGGCCUUACAAGCCCAAAUACAACCUCACCAUGUCAAUCGAAAAAACCACCCUCUCGGACCUCCUCGCCAUCGACAACACCUACCUCGACCGAAUCACCCUCCGUCGCCAGAUCAUGGCCGACCACGAAGAAACCGUGCUCGCUGCCAACGACGCCUCUCUGCCCGCCAUCCAGGAACUGUAUACCUGGAUGGUCGGCACGUAUCUUCCUACCCGAUAUCCGGACCUCUUCGUCCUCGUCUCCAGUCCUUCCACCUCACUCCACCACCCCUCCCUCUACAACAAAGUCACGGACGAAUCCUACCCCGUGGCCCUGGACUCCUCGACCUCGGGAGUCGAGAUCCUUCGCACGCUAGGCGGACUUGUCGAAGACGACCUCCUCUUCCUGCUGCCCUCGUCGGACGGCGACGGGUACGCGCUUCAGGCCUUCGUGACCUGCUUCCCGAACGGGUUCGACACGCGCCGCAAGCUGGGCCUGAAGCUGAGAGACAUCCACACGCCGGUGCCGGGGUAUGCGGAGAAGCUGGCGAAGAGUAUGGAUCGGUGGUUUGAUCGGUUAGAGGUGGGGACGGUGGUGAGGCGGUUCAACUGGACCGUCCAACCGCAUGACCGGCUCUUCGCCCCCUCGGGAAACCAUCUCUACGAGGGCGACGACGUGCAGCCCAUCGAGGCGGAGAUUGACCGGAGCGAAUGGCAGACCUACGUGCGCACCGAACGACAAUUCGUCCACCGUCUCCCCCGCACCAGGGCCGUUCUCUUUUCCUUCAAGACUUAUCUCUAUCCGAUCCGGGAUAUCAAGGCGGAGGGACUAGGCGAGACGCUGGCGCAGGCGAUCGACGGACUGCAGGGGGGGAAUGUGCCGGGGAUGUACUAUUACAAGAGGGCGGCGGUGUGGGGGGAUUCGGUGCAGCGGUAUUUGCGGUCAUAG
Messenger RNA from Aspergillus steynii IBT 23096, 1134 nucleotides. RefSeq names its product heme-dependent oxidative N-demethylase family protein. The transcript has 5 exons. Bases 1 to 1134 code for a protein of 377 amino acids. NCBI's taxonomy places the organism in Eukaryota, Fungi, Ascomycota, Eurotiomycetes, Eurotiales, Aspergillaceae. The record is from RefSeq and is a predicted model, not a curated record.